AGGAGCUCAUGAACGCAGCGCCAGUGUCAGUGUGUGAGAGAGAGCAGUGUAGAGGAAGUGGCGGCUGAUCUAGGUCCGCACCUUUUCCGGUAACAUAGCACCGCCACCGCUGUGACUGAACGGUUGGAGAGAGAGGGAGGAAGAGACAGAGAGGGCGGCAAGAACGGGGAGAAACGGACUGGGGACUGGGGGAUGAUUGCCGCAGACAUAGGGGGAAAAGAAGAAAGUCGGAUGAAUCAAUGACCUUUGGGGGACUCUUCCGCUGGAUGUCCCUGUGGAGAAACGGACCAGAGAGGUUGUAUAUUGGUGUGUUUUAAUAAGAAAACACGUUGCUGUGAAAUAAAUCGACUGGAAUUGGCAAAGGGCAAGUGUGGACAGCCGGCAGCAAAGGAGGAAGUGGGAACCCCGGGCUUUGGACGGGGCCUGAUUUAUAUAGUAGGCUUUCUCUAAAAAGCCACUCCGGCUCAACUCAGAGUAGCAUUUUGAAGGAGAAAUAAGACUUGAAAUGUGGGCUUUGAAGGAAGUCUGUGUCCAACAGCUAGUCUGAAACGAGGGAAUGUACAUUUUUUUCUUUUAACAUUGGAGGUCAGUGGAUCAUGAACAUAUAUCUCCACCCAGUUCUGCGAGGGCUCCAUACAUACCGCUCCCAUUGAGAGCUCAAAGUCACCAUCUCAGGUCAGAUGCUUACAGUCCAACUAAAUGUACUGUUAUCUCCUGUUAUCUGUCCAAACUUGAAAGUCGUCGCCUUUGACCAGUGACCUAGUGAUAGCAUCUCCCCACCGCUGCCAUCACGUGGAGGGCUCUGAACACACAUUCAAAGUGUAGCAACUUUUUCUCUCAUUAGAAAAGUUUUUUUUUUCCUCUUCUACCAAACUAUUUAUGCACAGAAAACAAGAUGGGGAAAAUGCUCUCAAAGAUCUUUGGCAACAAGGAGAUGAGAAUAUUGAUGCUUGGACUUGAUGCUGCUGGGAAAACGACCAUCUUGUACAAGCUGAAGCUGGGACAGUCAGUCACCACCAUCCCUACAGUUGGUUUCAACGUGGAGACUGUCACCUAUAAGAAUGUGAAGUUCAAUGUGUGGGAUGUAGGGGGACAGGACAAGAUCAGGCCACUUUGGAGACAUUACUACACAGGCACCCAGGGCCUCAUUUUCGUGGUGGACUGUGCCGACAGGGACAGGAUCGACGAGGCGAGGCAGGAGCUCCACCGAAUCAUCAAUGACCGGGAGAUGAGGGACGCCAUCAUCCUGAUCUUUGCCAACAAACAAGACCUCCCAGAUGCCAUGAAGCCCCACGAGAUCCAGGAGAAGCUUGGCCUGACCCGGAUCAGAGAUAGGAAUUGGUACGUUCAGCCCUCAUGUGCUACAUCAGGAGAUGGACUAUACGAGGGCCUGACCUGGCUUACCUCAAAUUACAAAUCUUAAUGUAUCUCUCCCUCACCAGCCUGGACACUUGGAGGCAAAAACAUUAGCUGAGAAUGAAAACAUGUUUAAAAAAUGCAAUCUAAAGCAAUUAAUACCAUGACCUCUCUGCUAAGUAUGUAUCAAAGAGAGUAGCAGUUAUAUUUUGCUUUACUUUUCUUUUUGAUAAUGAUGGCUUUACUAUAACCCCAGGUUUCUUUCUUUUUCCCUUGUAGUUUGCUUUGGUUGACAUUCUAUGUAAUCAGUGCUGUUUAGAGACACCAUAAGCUUACUUUUGAGUUCUUUCUGCAAGUUUCUUUUUUCCCUCCUUGUAUAAUUUCUGGGGGAGUUUGGGACACGCUGUUAUAGUUUUGCCCCUGCUUAGUUCUCAUUCAGUAUUCUCAUAACCCAGCUACAUAGCCAAAGGAUGGGAAGAGUACAGAAACAUCAGCAUAUCAUUUUCAAGACUCCGACUGCCUUUGUAAGAAUGUGUGUUCUGGUUAUGUUAGGACCUUGACAAAAAUGGCAGUUUUCACAACUGAUUGUACUGGGAUGAAUGAGGAAACGUGUUAGUAGUUAUUUCCUGUGCCACAAUUACAUCCAUAAUGUCAAUUGUGGCUGUUUGUUUGAAAGACUAUGUGGACGCUGGAUAUUCACACACACUGUGAUAUGGAUAUAUAUAUUUUUGUUGUUUCCAGGUCUGAAUAUGUUACCACUAGUCUUAUUGUUUCUCCCAGAGCUUCCAUUACUGUUGAGUAUUUGUAGUCUGAACUGCCUUAGCAGGGGUUACAGGUGCCACAUAGUCAAGACAGUUAGUCUGGCAGAGGGUAUUCUCAGCCACUGAGCUUACACUUUCGGAGGGGCGGGGCGGGGGUUACUGAUUAGCUGGCUGUGCACAUUUUGACUUUCUGUAACUGACUUUUGGACCCCAGCAAGUGUUUACGAACUUCCCAGCUGACCCCCACCUGCAACCUCAAAUGUAGGUGCUUUGGUGACUGCAACUUCUUCUUCUAAUUUUAUUUACAGACACACCAGCUUUUUGUUACUAGCUCAUAGAUACUGUUCUGUUUUAUUUUUGUUCCCUGUUUAUUUUGGCUAUGUUGAUGAAAUAAUAAAAAAAUGUAUAUCCAGAUCAGUGCGGAGGUGACUU
Monopterus albus (swamp eel) is the source of this 2549-nucleotide messenger RNA. It is a transcript of the gene arf6a, whose product is annotated as ADP-ribosylation factor 6a. NCBI's taxonomy places the organism in Eukaryota, Metazoa, Chordata, Actinopteri, Synbranchiformes, Synbranchidae. The record is from RefSeq and is a predicted model, not a curated record. Bases 896 to 1423 code for a protein of 175 amino acids. The transcript has 2 exons. Gene Ontology annotation, molecular function: GTPase activity; GTP binding.